AUGCCUUACAAUAUUCUUCGGAUGAAAAAUUCGCUCGAGACAAGUGGCUCUGAUGGUAUCCUAUUGGCGGAUGAAAGAAAGACAUUAAGAAUAGGUGAAUUAUAUCGGUAUAAGUUCUCCGUGAACAAAAAUGUGCUUAAAGGACAAGGAUUAGACGUAUCCCAAUUAUAUGUGAGAAUCAAAAAUGAGGAAAGCUCCCUUCUCCGACCGGUUUAUUUGGCGGGGCCAUAUUCCUUUUAUAUUGAUAUUAGGCCGCAUAAUUACAAUGAGAACCGUAAAUUCCCAGGAAAAGAAGCUAUUCCAUUUAUUGAAAAUUUAAAGCCGGAUGAAAGAUUCAAAGUAAAAAUUCUGUUGAAUAAGAAUUCGAGGGUUAAUGACAGUUCUAUUUAUUCAUGGACUAUAGACAUAAUUUCACAAUUGGCUGUCACUACAAUUCCGAGGUUGCAAUUUACCUUUAGGAUAGGGACCACAAGAAAGGCGGUCAAGAAAUCCGGCGGACGUUUUGUGAGUACUGAAGGUGUUUCUUUGGAGAUGUGGGACACUAAAUCCCUUUGGGAUUUACCACCAAAAUUCCCAAAUAAGCCUGUUCAUCUCGUUAUCGUGACGCAUGGUAUAUUUUCCAAUAUUGGGUGCGAUAUGUUAUAUAUGAAAGACAAAAUUGAAGAAAUGACAUUUCCUAUGGAUGAAGCUGUUAAUCCGAAUAUAAUUGUACGAGGUUGUAUGGACAACGUGGGUAAAUCCGGGCAUGGUAUACAUUGCUUGGGUGUCAGGGUUGGUAAAUAUGUCCUUGAGACUGUUGACGAGUUGAAUAAGAAAUACAGAGUGGACAGAAUAUCAUUCAUUGGACAUUCUCUGGGUGGGCCUACCCAAUCCAUGGCAGUACGUUACAUAACUGUUAAACGACCAAGCUUUUUUGAUCCAGUGAAGGGUGUUAAACCCGUCAACUUCAUUACGUUGGCAAGUCCCUUUAUUGGAGUCAUUGGUGACUUCCCCUUUUAUUUAUCUGUUCCACUUGAUAUGGGCGCCCUUGGUUUGACAGGAAGGGACUUGAAUUUAAAAUAUACACCUUUAACAUCCAAAGAUGGGUUGUAUACAGAGGAUGACGCAAAUUCAGAACAUUCCAAGUACAUAUUAGAAGUUCUUCCGCAAGCACCAGCCAAGAAAGUAUUUGAAUCCUUCAAGAGAAGAACCGUCUAUGCCAAUAUCUUGGAUGAUGGUAUCGUUCCAUUACGAACUGCUGCCCUUUUAUAUUUAGAUUGGCGCGGCAUAAAUAAAGUUCAGAAAAUUAGGAAAGAAAAUAAGGAUCCUCCAAAUUCUAGCGAAUAUGACCCCUCGGAUAGCCCAGUAAGUAAUGGGCCAUCGUUGUCCUCUGACGAAAAUGAUAAUAAUGUUGGUGAAAUUCCGGCAGAAAGCCCAAAUAAAAAGGCGACUUUGCAGUGGACCUUGCCUCAGGCAGUCAUACAUGGAGGUAAGGUAAAUAAAUAUAUUAGAGGCCAAACUAAUGAGGCCACUUCAGAUUCAGACAGUGAACAAGGAGUAACUACGGAUGGUCAAAAUUUCGAACCCCCAAAGGAGGCUAAUACAGUUUUGUCUGCUUUAUCAGUACUGACAGCAGCAAUACCAAAUCAAGAAUAUAUCAAAGACCCUGCAGUAAGGAAAGAUGAAAUCAUUCAUGACAAACUUUACCAUCCGGAAGAAUUGCCUCCACCACAUUAUGAAAAUAGGCCCAUUGUUAAGAAACUCAUAUAUCCUAAUGAGAGUGUCAACAGGAUUCAAGAACGCAUUGCCAGAGAAUGGCAAGAAACGAUGACGUGGAGGAAGGUUUUGGUGCAAAUCAAGCCGGACUCACAUAACAACAUCAUAGUAAGAAGAAGAUUUGUCAAUUUGUACGGUUAUGUUGCCGUAGAGCACAUGGUUGAAAAUCAUUUCGGUUUUAAGAUUUGUAGCGAGCUUGCUGAUGACCCAAACGAGCCAAAACAUGAACCAGAUGAGCCGCAGCAGAAGGCCUUUACGAACGAACACAAGAAGAAUCAAUCAAAAAAGUAA
Messenger RNA from Saccharomyces kudriavzevii IFO 1802, 2046 nucleotides. RefSeq names its product putative hydrolase. The record is from RefSeq and is a predicted model, not a curated record. Gene Ontology annotation, molecular function: monoacylglycerol lipase activity. Bases 1 to 2046 code for a protein of 681 amino acids. Lineage: Eukaryota; Fungi; Ascomycota; Saccharomycetes; Saccharomycetales; Saccharomycetaceae. The transcript has a single exon.